GCACUCCCCCUCCCUCUUCUUGACGUCCCAAGAUCCCCGGAUGUCGUUUCCUCCGCAAGCAACCAACGCCACGGUCGCCGGCUAUGGCGGCGCUGUGAGCCUUGCGCGUUACAUGAGCACCAUCUUCAGCAACACCCAAUACUGGCUCGUGAACCACCCCAACAUCAUCAACUUCUCUUGGAAACAAGACCACACCUUUGGCUCCUCCCAUCUCUUCCUCGCCCUCACCGUCCUCUCCUACCUCGCCUUCACUUCGCUUCUCUACUACGCCCAGCUCUCAGUCAAGCCGCAGCUCCUCAGAACCAUCACAGCCGUCCACAACCUCGUCCUCUUCACCCUGUCCAUCGCCAUGGCCGUCGGAUGCGUCCUCUCCAUCAUCUCCCACGCUCCCAGCCUCCACUGGAUCGCGUGCUUCCCCAAGAACACGCCUCCCUCCGGCCCGAUCUUCUUCUGGGCCUACGUCUUCUAUUUAUCCAAGAUUCUCGAGUUCGUGGACACCCUCUUGAUCAUACUCAGCGGGUCCGUCAGGCGGCUCUCGUUCCUCCACGUAUACCACCAUGCGACGGUGGUGAUCAUGUGCUACGUGUGGUUGAGCACUUCGCAGUCUUUCUUUCCCGCGGCUCUGACCGUCAACUCGUCGGUGCACGUAUUGAUGUACGCCUACUAUUUCUUGUGCUCAGUGGGGGUGCGUCCAAAGUGGAAGAAGUUCGUGACCAACUGUCAGAUUGUGCAGUUCUGGUUCAGUUUCUUGGCUUUCGGUUUGGUUCUGUAUUGCCAUUUCACUGGGCUAGGCUGCUCUGGGAUCCUGGGUUGGUGCUUCAACAUCAUGUUCUGCGCUUCGCUUUUGGUUCUCUUCAUUGACUUCUACACCAGGAACUACGUCGAAUUGAAGGCAAAAGGUGCUUAAUCAGAAGAACGUGGGGCAUCUUAUUCAUGGUUCUGAAAAUUUCCGUUUAAGAAACAAAUGGCAACAGUAAAGAUUGUUUCAGUAGUAGCAUGUGAACGUGAAGACAUGAAGGUAGGGCAUGCAGUUUGAUUCCACAUUUCCUGGAGUCGCAUGGCCCGUAAAUACAUCCAAAGCAAUAUAAUUUCACAUUCUGGCGAUUUGCACAAGUGGUUUGAAUUUCUCCUACAUAAUUUGGCGAAUGCUAUCAUUUCUUUGAACGUUCUCUUUAGCUUUGUGACGUUAUUUUGUAAGUACUUAAGA
Syzygium oleosum is the source of this 1207-nucleotide messenger RNA. RefSeq names its product elongation of fatty acids protein 3-like. Gene Ontology annotation, biological process: very long-chain fatty acid biosynthetic process; fatty acid elongation, saturated fatty acid; sphingolipid biosynthetic process. The record is from RefSeq and is a predicted model, not a curated record. Bases 41 to 907 code for a protein of 288 amino acids. Gene Ontology annotation, molecular function: fatty acid elongase activity. NCBI's taxonomy places the organism in Eukaryota, Viridiplantae, Streptophyta, Magnoliopsida, Myrtales, Myrtaceae. The transcript has a single exon. Gene Ontology annotation, cellular component: endoplasmic reticulum membrane.